Messenger RNA from Salvia miltiorrhiza (redroot sage), 1824 nucleotides. RefSeq lists its product as uncharacterized. Lineage: Eukaryota; Viridiplantae; Streptophyta; Magnoliopsida; Lamiales; Lamiaceae. The record is from RefSeq and is a predicted model, not a curated record. The transcript is spliced from 4 exons. Bases 296 to 1594 code for a protein of 432 amino acids.
GGAGUAAUAAAUUAACAUUUAGUUCAAUCAACAUUUGACAAAGUUGCUGAACGCAUACGCUAUAAAAUUUCAAUUUGCCACCUGGAUUUCUCUUUACUCUACCAUUUGACGAUCAGAAGACAGCUUGACUCAGUUCAAGAAAUUCAUUCGUCGCCAUGUUUUAGGUAAUAGUAAUAAGCAAGCCACACGUCAUCGCCUUUAGCAUUCUUUUAUUCGACAAAACUAAAAUAGUUUUUGAUCGGUUCCACAAUUCAUAAAAAAAAAAAAACCAGGUUUUUUCCAUAAUUGGGGAAAAAUGGAGGCAGAAGUGGUAGAGGUGCUGCUGCCCAAGAAGAAAGCGAAUUAUAUAUCGCGUGGAGAUUCUUGGAAUGAAGCGAAUCUGGAGCUGAAGAGCUACGGAUCAGGUCUGAAAUGGGUGUUUCUAGAUUAUUCUAGUUUGUGGCGAGCUGGGCUGUCGUGGUCCGUGUUUUUUGUGCUGAAUAUCGGCGUCCCGCUCGUAUCCCACUUCGUAUUCUCUUGUUCCGACUGCGAUCCCAGCCAUCAGAGGCCCUUCGAUGCAAUUACUCAGCUCUCUCUCUCGCUCUUCGCCGCCAUCUCGUUUCUCAGCAUCUCUUCCUUCUCGCGAAAAUAUGGUCUCCGUAGGUUCCUGUUUCUCAAUAGGUUGUCUGAAGAGAGUGACAAGGUUCGGCAACACUACACACUGCAGCUUCAUAGAUCGAUGAAGCUCCUGUCCGCCUUCGUCCUCCCCUGUUUCCUGGUAGACAGCGUGUACAAAAUAUGGUGGUUGAGCACAGGAGGAGAGCAGAUUCCAUAUGUGUACAACAUCUACUUGAGCAAAGUCAUCGUCUGCAUCCUGCUCAUGUGCUCCUGGCUAUACCGUAUUUCAAUCUGUUUCCUCGUCUGCGUCUUCUUCAGCCUCACCUGCUACCUUCAGCUGCUGAGAUUAGACGACUUCGCUCAAGUCUUCGAACGAGAAUCUGAUGUGGCCGCAAUCUUGGUGGAACAUCUCAGCAUCAGAAGAAAUCUCCGCAUCAUUAGCCACCGCUUUAGGCUCUUUAUCUUGUCCACUUUGAUCCUAGUCACCAUAAGCCAAUUCGCUUCCUUGCUCGUCACCACAAAGCCUAAAUCCAACGUUAACAUUGCCACAGCCGGGGAACUCGCGCUAUGUUCGAUCACAUUGGUAACAGGGCUGUUUAUCUGCUUGCGAAGUGCUGCGAAGAUCACACACAAAGCGCAAGCAGUUACGGCUUUAGCAGCCAAGUGGCAUGCGUGUGCCACCAUCAACUCCUUCGAUGACUUAGACGACGAAACUCCCUCUGCUCAGAUUACCCCAGCUGCGCCUCACGCGGAUUGGGAUACGGAUAAUGAAGAAGGAGAUGGAGAUGAUGUGUUGGAUAACACCAACCUAGUUCCAAUUUAUACACAUACUAUUUCUUACCAGAAGAGGCAGGCACUAGUGACAUAUUUCGAGCACAACAGAGCUGGGAUCACUGUGUAUGGAUUUAUGCUGGACAGAACUUGGCUGCAUACCAUAUUUGCCAUACAGCUUUCCCUCACGCUCUGGAUCUUGAACAAGACUAUUGGGAUUUCCUAAAUUUUAACAUUACCUCUAUGGUGUCUAAUGGUGAGGUUCAGUUUUGGUGAUUUUACUGAUUUCCAUAACAACUGCCCUAAUCAAUCAUUUCUGAAGCUUUAGUAGAAGAAGAGGUUUAGAGAUAUAUAUAAAGGCUUGGAUUUUGUUUGUACUUUUUUUUUUUUUGAGAAUUCUGUCUGAUUAAUUGCAGUACUAAAUGAUACUAGCUCCCUCCUAAUGGGUUAGUUGCA